UAUAUUAUUGUAUUAAUGUUCAGAUGUUUAUAGUUGGUAUUUGACUCCAAAAUCUUAUAUAGAUCGGAUAGAUUUCAAAGAAAAAUUGAUAUCAAAACGGUUGUAUCCGUGGGAUUAAUAAAAACAUUUUUAAAAAGCUGGAAAAUAAAUAAAAGCUCAAAAAAAAAAAUUCAUACAUAUAUCUUCAAGAAGUGGGGGCUCACAUGUCAGCUUCAUGGGAUUCAAUCGGCCGGCUAAGAAAAAGAUUACUAAGAAGGCUACGUGGGACCCACGUGAACAGGGGGGGGACUCGUGCCCACACGUCCUUUGGUCCAUCCAUCUUUCCAAAUCGGACGGUGCUGAUUAGUUCCGGUUUAAAGCUAUUGAUAGUUUGAUACCAUCACUAAAUAGUUUUAAUUAAUAUUUUAAAAUCAAGUGGCAAUCUAAUCUUUAAUCACGUAAUUAUAAAUUGAAUUUUCAAAGCAAAAAAGGAGUUUAGCUGUCCAUUUUUAGUGGUGUCCGAAUAAAAACCCUGUCGUCUGGAGGGAAGACAUAACCGACCGUUGCUUCUUUUACUUUCCAAAUAAACCGUUCAAUUUUUUAAUUAAUUGCAUAUACAAGAAGAGUUGAAUUUUCGAAAGUGUCCAUGUGAGAGAGAGUAGUCUGAGAUUCGCUGCGGUGUGCACCACCGUAGCUAAAAAGUAGUAUCUGAUUCUCUCAACUCUCAAGCCCAGUGGCAAUAAACCAGGACCGGUUAUCUCCGAGAUAGCUAAUUUCAUUAUCUUAAUAAAACAAUAAACCGAAACCGGUUAUUUCCGAGUUGAUAUCUUCUUCUUCUUCUUCUUCUUCUUGUUCAGCGACUCUGUAGCACAGAGAGACCAAAACAGAGAAUCAAAGAAUAUAUUCGGACCAACUUGUAUGUGAUUCUUUCGGACAAGAAGCGAUGAUGAGGGGAUCUCGGUUUCUCCUCUCUCGCGCUUCUCUUUCUUAUCGUCUUCGCUCUGAUUUUCAUCAUCAUCACAAUUUCAUCAAGCGUAGCUCAAUUCAAAGAUCACCAGCUAUCAAUGCAUUCCUCUCCGAUGCUUCUCCAUCUCCAUCUCCGGUCAACGCACGCGUCGUGUUCUUCUCCACUUCAACUUCAGCUCCAAAUCAAGAUCAAGAUCAAACCACCACUAAAUCUCAUAAACAAAUCAACACGACGUCGUCUCAAAAGAUCCUCCGCACGAUUUCAAGCUAUCUAUGGAUGAAAGACAACCCAGAACUCCGAUUCAGAGUCAUCGCUGCUUUAGCGUGUCUAUUAGGAGCUAAGUUCUUGAAUGUUCAAGUUCCUUUCCUCUUCAAAUUAGCUAUCGAUUUACUCUCUUCAUCUUCAUCAACAAUCGCUGAUUCAAAUCUUUAUCUUCUUGCUGCUUUCGCUACUCCUUCUUCUGUUCUCAUUGGUUAUGGCAUUGCUCGAUCUGGAUCUUCUGCUUUUAACGAGCUUCGUACUGCUGUUUUCUCUAAAGUAGCUCUCCGUACAAUACGAUCCGUUUCUCGUAAAGUGCUCUCGCAUUUACACGAUCUUGAUCUUCGUUACCAUUUGAAUCGAGAAACAGGAGCUUUGAAUAGAAUCAUUGAUCGUGGAAGCCGCGCUAUUAACACGAUCCUCUCAGCUAUGGUUUUCAAUGUUGUUCCCACGAUCUUGGAGAUAUCUAUGGUCACAGGUAUAUUAGCAUACAAUUUUGGACCUGUUUUUGCUUUGAUCACUUCUCUUUCCGUUGGAUCAUACAUUGCUUUCACAUUGGUUGUGACACAAUGGAGAACUAAGUUUAGAUUAGCUAUGAAUAAAGCUGAUAAUGAUGCUAGCACAAGAGCUAUUGAUUCUCUUAUAAACUACGAGACUGUUAAGUAUUUCAAUAACGAAGAUUACGAAGGGAGAAAGUACGAUGAUUUACUCGAAAGAUAUGAAGAUGCUGCAUUGCAAACUCAGAAAAGUCUUGCCUUUUUAGAUUUUGGACAGAGUUUUAUAUUUAGUACAGCUUUGUCAACAUCAAUGGUGUUGUGUUCUCAAGGGAUUAUGAAUGGAGAGAUGACAGUUGGUGAUUUGGUGAUGGUGAAUGGUCUUCUCUUUCAAUUGUCUCUUCCUCUUUACUUUCUCGGUGGUGUUUACCGCGAAACCGUUCAGAGCCUUGUGGAUAUGAAAUCAAUGUUCCAGUUGCUAGAGGAGAGAUCCGAUAUCGGAGAUAAAGAUACAAAUACAAAGCUUCCUCUUCUUGUUCUGAAAGGUGGAAGUAUUAGUUUUGAGAAUGUACACUUUAGUUAUCUACCGGAGAGGAAGAUUUUAGAUGGGAUUUCAUUUGAGGUACCGGCGGGGAAAAGUGUGGCGAUUGUUGGUAGUAGCGGAAGCGGAAAAUCGACGAUUCUUAGAAUGAUAUUUAGAUUCUUUGACACAGAUUCCGGAAAUGUAAAGAUUGAUGGUCAGGAUAUAAAGGAAGUGAGAUUAGAGAGUCUUCGAAGCUCCAUUGGAGUUGUCCCUCAAGAUACUGUGCUCUUCAAUGACACAAUAUUUCACAACAUUCACUAUGGAAACCUUUCAGCAACAGAGGAAGAGGUGUACGAUGCAGCUCGGCGAGCAGCGAUUCACGAUACGAUCAUGAAAUUCCCGGAUAAAUAUAGGACCGCGGUGGGAGAAAGAGGGUUGAUGCUGAGUGGUGGAGAGAAACAAAGAUUGGCCCUGGCUCGUGCAUUUCUGAAAGCACCUGCAAUCCUGUUGUGUGACGAAGCAACGAGUGCGCUUGACAGUAAAACCGAGGCAGAGAUAAUGAAAACGUUCAGGUCGGUAGCGAGUAACAGAACUUGCGUCUUCAUUGCACAUAGGCUGACCACUGCGAUGCAAUGUGAUGAAAUAAUAGUAAUGGAGAAAGGGAAAGUAGUGGAAAAAGGGACACACCAAGUGUUGUUGGGGAAAUCUGGGAGAUACGCCAAUUUGUGGACACAACAAAACAGUAAAUUGGAGGUGGAAACGAAUCAGACCAAACUGUUUUUAUUGUUCGGACAAGAAGCAAUGAUGAGGGUAUCUCAGCUCCAACUCUGUCACACUUCUCUGUCUUACCGUCUUCGCUCUGGUUAUCAUCAUCAUCAUGUUCAUCACAGUUUCUCCAGGCUCAUCAAACGUAACUCAAUUCUUGAAUCUGCACCUAUCAAUGCAUAUAACUCUAAUCCAUCUCCGAUCACUCCAAUGGUCAACGCACGCGUUAUGUUCUUCUCAACUUCAACUUCAGCUCCAAAUCAAGAUCAGACCACCUCUAAACCUGAUAAUCAAAUCAACACGACGUCGUCGGAGAAGAUCCUCCGCAUGAUUUCAAGCUACCUAUGGAUGAAAGACAACCCAAAACUACGUUUCAGAGUCAUCACUGCUUUAGCGUGUCUCGUGGGAGCCAAGUUCUUGAAUGUUCAAGUUCCUUUCCUCUUCAAAGUAGCUAUAGAUUGGCUCUCUUCAUCUUCAUUUGUUGAUUCAAAUCCUUUUCUAGUUGCUGCUUUCGCUACUCCUUCCUCUGUUCUCAUUGGUUAUGGCAUUGCUCGAUCUGGAUCUUCCGCUUUUAACGAGCUUCGUACUAGUGUUUUCUCCAAAGUAGCUCUCCACACCAUACGAACCAUCUCUAGAAAAGUGCUCUCGCGUUUACACGAUCUCGAUCUUCGUUACCACUUGAAUCGAGAAACAGGUGCUUUGAACAGAAUCAUUGAUCGUGGAAGCCGCGCUAUAAACACGAUUCUCUCAGCUAUGGUUUUCAACAUUGUUCCCACGAUCUUGGAGAUAUCAAUGGUCUCAUUUACAUUAGCAUACAAAUUCGGAGUUGUCUAUGCAUUGAUUACUUGUCUUUCUGUUGGAUCAUAUAUAGCUUUCACAUUGGCUUUGACACAGUGGAGAAUCAAGAUUAGAAAAGCUAUGAAUGAAGCCGAAAACGAUGCUAGCACAAGAGCCAUUGACUCUCUCAUAAACUACGAGACUGUUAAGUAUUUCAACAACGAAGAUUACGAAGCUCGAAAGUAUGAUCAGUUACACGAAAAUUACGAAGAUGCUGCAUUGCAAAGUCGGAAAAGUUUUGCCUUGUUAAAUUUUGGACAGAGUGUUAUAUUUAGCACAGCUUUGUCAACAGCAAUGGUGUUGUGUUCUCAAGGGAUUAUGAAUGGUCAGAUGACAGUUGGUGAUUUGGUGAUGGUGAAUGGUCUUCUCUUUCAAUUGUCUCUUCCUCUUUAUUUUCUCGGUGUUGUUUAUAGCGACACCGUUCAGGGCCUUGUGGACAUGAAAUCCAUGUUCAAGUAGCUAGAGGAAAGAUCCGAUAUCGGAGAUAAAGAUAUAGACAGGAAGUUCCCUCCUCUUGUUCUGAAAGGUGGAAGCAUUAGUUUUGAGAAUGUACACUUUAGUUAUCUGCCGGAGAGAAAGAUUUUAGAUGGGAUUUCAUUUGAGGUACCGGCGGGGAAAAGUGUGGCGAUUGUUGGUAGUAGCGGAAGCGGAAAAUCGACGAUUCUUAGAAUGAUAUUCAGAUUCUUUGACACAGAUUCCGGAAAUGUAAAGAUUGAUGGUCAGAAUAUAAAGGAAGUGAGUUUGAAGAGUCUUCGAAGCUCCAUUGGAGUUGUCCCUCAAGAUACUGUAAGUUGACAUUUUCACUAUAAUUUUGAUAGUUUUAUAUUUAACAUGUCACUGUUCUCAAAACACAAAAUGCAAGAUUUAAAACUAAAAAUAAACUACAUAUACAACUAUAAUAUCAGCGAUAUAUACCAAUCGUAUUAAUAUCCUUAAUUCACAUGG
This is a messenger RNA of Arabidopsis lyrata subsp. lyrata, 4768 nucleotides long. RefSeq names its product ABC transporter B family member 23, mitochondrial. Lineage: Eukaryota; Viridiplantae; Streptophyta; Magnoliopsida; Brassicales; Brassicaceae. Gene Ontology annotation, cellular component: mitochondrial inner membrane. The transcript has 3 exons. Gene Ontology annotation, molecular function: ATP hydrolysis activity; ATP binding; ABC-type transporter activity. The record is from RefSeq and is a predicted model, not a curated record. Gene Ontology annotation, biological process: intracellular iron ion homeostasis; transmembrane transport.